Messenger RNA from Linnemannia hyalina, 1749 nucleotides. NCBI's taxonomy places the organism in Eukaryota, Fungi, Mortierellomycota, Mortierellomycetes, Mortierellales, Mortierellaceae. The record is from the annotation of a GenBank genome assembly.
AUGACUGUUCCUGUCCCUGCCUCCUCUCUGGCCCAGGCCGCCGCCACCGGCGAGCUCAAGUCGGCUGCCCUUCAACAUCUCAACGACUCUAUUAAUCCCACUACCGCCUCCGCCAUCGCCGCUGUCAUCGACAACAACGAAACCACCGCCCCCACUGCCCCCGCCCAUCUUGCUCAUUUGCACGACAACGAAACCGGAUUCCAGAACGAUGCCUUCUUGGAUACCACCAACGACACCCAGGAAGCUGGAUCGUUCGAGGGACCCGAGAAACUCUUGGAGAUCUGGUUCGGCCCUGCUCCUUACCUCUUACAGGGCAUCCGCACCAUUCCCGUCGAGUUUCAGACUCCCGUCUCGGAGGAAGAUCCUCUCGGAGGAUCUGACCGUUACGGCCUCCGCAUCGUCCCCAAAACUGUCUGGGACGAGAUGCUGACCAUUGUCAAGUGCCAGGUCCUUAACUCGAUCCAGAACGACUGCAUGGAUGCUUUCCUCCUGAGCGAGUCCUCAUUCUUUGUCUACCCUCACAAGUUGAUCCUCAAGACCUGCGGCACCACCACUCUGUUGAUGGCCUUACCCAAGAUCUUGGAGAUUGCUCAGAACUACUGUGGGCUCGAGACGGUCUGGCGCGUGUUCUACUCCCGCAAGACUUUUAUGUUCCCCGAGCGCCAGCUCCAUGUGCAUCGCGACUGGAAGGACGAGGUCGCCUUCUUGGAUCGUCACUUUGAACACGGAUCUGCUUACACAGUCGGUAAGGUCAACGGCGAUCACUGGUGCCUCUACCUGACCGCUCCUCAGGACGAUUGCCUCUCGCACAUCACCUCUCGCCGCAACAGCUUCAGCUCGGACACUGUCGCCAACGGCAACGAGGAAAACAGCAGCGAUGUGGUCGUUGUCGGCGGACAUGGGGAGACUGGUACUCAGCCCUUGAGCAUUGUUACUCGCGAGAUCAGAGGUGAUUCUGGCGCAGCCUCGCCCAUUGCUUCAUCGCCCAGCCUUUCGUCGGCUUCGUCUCUCUCGUCAUCUUCGUCUUCGAUCUCGAUCGCGUCUUCCUCCAGCAGUGCCAGCUACCUUUACCCUUCGCACGAUCAGACCGUUGAGAUUCUGAUGACUAACUUGAACCCCGAGGCCAUGAAGCGGUUCUACCAGCGCGAGGAUGAUGUCCCCGGCACUGUCGGUGGUGUCCGUGUUGAUCAGGAGACUGGUUUGGCAGGAUUGUUCCCCCAGGCUCAGUUGGACUCGUUCCUGUUUACACCCUGCGGUUACUCGGCUAACGCGCUCCAGGACGGCAACUACUAUACGAUCCACGUGACCCCCGAGCCCGUCUGCUCGUACGCGUCAUUCGAGACGAACAUUCCUGUGGGCUUGCGCCAGAAGAAGAGCAGCAAGAGCCGCUCUGCAUCUGACAACAACCCGGCUGGAUCGUCGUCUGCUAGCGAGGAAGGAGACGCCACUGAGGAGGGCAAGACCAAGCAGGAUGUUGUCAGCGAGGCAACCUACACUGGACCUGAGACCUUGACAGACUUGAUCUCGCGGGUGGUCGAGAUCUUCCAGCCUGGCACCAUGAGCGUCACCUUGUUUUCGUCCCAUAUGACUGAGGAUGGUCAGAUGGAAUCGGAGCGCCAAAUGGAGCGCCGCCAGCGCCGCAUGGUCAAGGCUAUGGGCCGUAUCACCGGUUUCUCUCGCACUGAUCGUAUCCUGUACGAAUUUGAUGGCUGCGACUUGGUCUUUGGUCACUUUGUGGCCAAGGCCUAA